Cooperia oncophora is the source of this 213-nucleotide messenger RNA. Lineage: Eukaryota; Metazoa; Nematoda; Chromadorea; Rhabditida; Trichostrongylidae. The record is from the annotation of a GenBank genome assembly.
AUGUGUCGCAAUUUCACCCAGACGAGGUCGUUUGUACGGAAAUGGAGGCUCCCGGACAGUGCUGAUGUGGACGCGAUAAAUUCACGCCUAAGCGAUUCGGGACUACUGUCGGUUGAAGUGCCAAAAUUCCAAUCAUCAUCAUCGAGCAGUUUCCGACGUAACGUACCGAUCACUCAUACCUCCACGCCACGAAGAGAAACGCAUAUCGAUUGA